Messenger RNA from Thunnus maccoyii (southern bluefin tuna), 1287 nucleotides. Its product is annotated as pepsin A-like. NCBI's taxonomy places the organism in Eukaryota, Metazoa, Chordata, Actinopteri, Scombriformes, Scombridae. Gene Ontology annotation, biological process: proteolysis. The coding region runs from base 14 to 1147 and encodes 377 amino acids. The transcript has 9 exons. Gene Ontology annotation, molecular function: aspartic-type endopeptidase activity. The record is from RefSeq and is a predicted model, not a curated record.
UCAAGUAACUAACAUGAUGAAGUGGCUUGUCGUUCUCUCAGCCCUCGUGGCUUUCUCCGAGUGCUUCCAUAAGCUGCCCCUGAUCAAGGGCAAGACUGCCAGGGAGGAACUGCAGGAGAGAGGAUUGUGGGAGGACUACAGGAAGCAGUAUCCUUACCACCCAAUGGCCAAGUUUUACCAGGAUGGUACUGAGCCAAUGACCAAUGAUGCUGACCUGUCCUACUAUGGUGUGGUCUCCAUCGGCACCCCUCCUCAGUCCUUCAAGGUCAUCUUUGACACUGGCUCCUCUAACCUGUGGGUCCCCUCAGUCUACUGCUCCAGCCAGGCCUGCCAGAACCACAAGAAAUUCAACCCUCAGCAGUCCUCCACCUUCAAGUGGGGCGACCAGCCUCUGUCCAUCCAGUACGGUACUGGCAGUAUGACCGGUCGUCUGGCCAGUGACAUUGUUGAGGUGGGUGGCAUCUCUGUGAACAACCAGGUGUUCGGAAUUAGCCAGUCAGAGGCUCCCUUCAUGGCUUACAUGAAGGCUGAUGGUAUCCUGGGACUGGCCUUCCAGUCCAUUGCCUCCGACAACGUUGUGCCUGUCUUUGACAACAUGGUCAGCCAGGGACUGGUUUCCCAGCCUCUGUUCUCCGUCUACCUGAGCAGCAACAGUCAGCAGGGCAGUGAGGUGGUCUUCGGCGGUAUUGACAGCAGCCACUACACUGGACAAAUCACCUGGAUCCCUCUGACCUCUGCUACCUACUGGCAGAUCCAAAUGGACAGUGUUACCAUCAAUGGACAGACUGUGGCUUGCUCUGGUGGCUGCCAGGCCAUCAUUGACACUGGCACCUCCCUGAUCGUUGGCCCAUCCAGAGACAUCUACAACAUGAAUGCCUGGGUUGGAGCUUCAACCACCCAGAAUGGAGAUGCUACAGUGAACUGCCAGAACAUCCAGAGCAUGCCCGAGGUCACCUUCACUCUGAACGGACACGCCUUCACCAUCCCUGCAUCUGCCUACGUCUCUCAGAGCUACUAUGGUUGCAGAACUGGCUUUGGCGGAGAGGGCAAUCAGCAGCUCUGGAUCCUGGGAGAUGUCUUCAUCAGGCAGUACUACUCCAUCUUCGAUACCCAGGGCCAGAGAAUUGGUCUGGCUCAGGCUGUGUAAUCAAAUGAAACACCUGAUGGAUAAUCUAUAAAUGUAUAUUUCCUGUAGGUGCUUGUCUGAUUGAUAACUGAAAAAUUGUGCAAAUGGGAGAAAAUGUACAUCUGAACAUGCUUCAACUGCCUUUGCAUUAAAAAAAAGAU